AUGGUCAACUUUCUCGUAUGUGCAACCCUCGCAGUCGGCGCCUGGGCUGCCGCCGUCAAGGACGCCACCCGUCGGGCCGAGGAAACCGUCGACUGUACCGGCGUCAACGCCAUCAAUAUCCAUUGCAAAUCAUCCGAGGCGCCGUAUCAUCGUGAUCAAUUCUACGUCGGCGGCCGGUCACUUAAUGCCACCACCGGCACACUGACGGUGGAUCAGCUCUACGUGGAAAAGUUGACACCUCUCUGUAACAACCACAAGCCUAAUCCGCUUGUGUUUAUUCAUGGAGGCGGUAUUGCGGGUUCUACAUGGCUCAAUACGCCCGAUGGACGUGAAGGUUGGGCGUCGUAUUUCACGAGAAAGGGCUAUGUCGUAUAUCUGGUCGACUCCAACUCGAUAGGACGCAGCAGCGAGAAUAACUUGGCCAGCUUCACCAUGGUCGCCGGAACCUCCAACGAGAAUGUCGAGAUUGGCUUCACGGCCGUCGAGCUGUACAACUACUACCCCCAGGCCGUGCUGCACACACAAUGGCCGGGCUCGGGACAGAACGGGGACCCCAUCUUUGACAACUUCAAGAAGACCUUUAUUCCCCUGACUUCGAGCUACAUUGCUCAGGAGAAUGCCAUGCGUCUUGCUGGCUGCCAGCUACUGGCGCUUCUCGGCGCCAAUGCCUACAUCAUCUCGCAUUCGCUCGGCUCGCGGUUCCCCAUCUUGAUGAGCAAUGACUGUCCGCAGUAUAUCGCUGCUAGCAUCAAUAUUGAGGCUGCCAGCGUGCCCUUCUGGAGCUACGGGUAUGGAUUAGGAGGCUCUGCCAGUACGCCGUACGGCUUUACAUGGACCGCGGUUGACUAUGAGCCCGCCAUUUCCAAUUCAUCAGAACUCGAGAUUGAAUCUGUCGGUGAAGAGUCGCUGGCGAAACGAAACUGCUACCGCCAAAAGGAGCCGGCACGACAGCUCCCCAAGAUUGCCAGUGUCCCCUACCUCAUGGUCACCAGCGAGGCCAGCGUGCACAUUACAUAUGACCACUGCAUUGUCGACUAUCUCAAGCAAGUUGGCGGCAAUCCCGAUUUCAUCAAGCUUGCCGAUAUUGGCAUCCAUGGCAACUCUCACUUUAUGCACGUGGAGAAGAACAAUCUAGAAAUCGCUGCUGUCGUGGAGGAUUGGAUCCAAAAGCACUGA
Pestalotiopsis fici W106-1 is the source of this 1176-nucleotide messenger RNA. RefSeq lists its product as uncharacterized. The record is from RefSeq and is a predicted model, not a curated record. NCBI's taxonomy places the organism in Eukaryota, Fungi, Ascomycota, Sordariomycetes, Amphisphaeriales, Sporocadaceae. The transcript is spliced from 2 exons. The coding region runs from base 1 to 1176 and encodes 391 amino acids.